This is a messenger RNA of Alternaria infectoria, 2895 nucleotides long. RefSeq lists its product as uncharacterized. Gene Ontology annotation, molecular function: mRNA binding; hydrolase activity, hydrolyzing O-glycosyl compounds. The coding region runs from base 1 to 2895 and encodes 964 amino acids. Gene Ontology annotation, cellular component: mRNA cleavage and polyadenylation specificity factor complex. The record is from RefSeq and is a predicted model, not a curated record. The transcript is spliced from 6 exons. Lineage: Eukaryota; Fungi; Ascomycota; Dothideomycetes; Pleosporales; Pleosporaceae. Gene Ontology annotation, biological process: mRNA alternative polyadenylation.
AUGGCUGACGACGACAACUUCGACAUCGACAUCUACGGCGAUGACUCCUACCAAGAUUCGGCCGCGCAGCAAGACACCACCGUAACCGACGCCAACACUCCCAACACAGAUGCGAACGCUGCGCCAUCAAACAACGCACCGGAUACCACGAAGGCGGAAAACGGCGAUCAAGCGAUCAAAGAGUCCACAGAGGACGCAACAAACGGGGAUGGCCAUCACGACCAGAGCACCCAACAGAUAGCGUCCACAGGGGGUGCGGCUGGCCUCGACGUUCACAAACAAGCACCCCAGCAACAGGGCACAAAGCGCAAGCAGGGUGAGGACGAUGAUCGCCCGACCGAUCCCGGCGCGACCGCAGCGCUCAUGAUCAACGACGUAAACUGGUGGAUUAGCGAAGAAGACAUCCGCGGAUGGGCUAAUCAGAGUGGUUGCGAAGACGAACUUGUCGAGGUAACCUUCAACGAGCACAAGGUCAACGGAAAGAGCAAAGGUCAAGUCUUCGCUCUUUUGAACUCACCUCAAGCAGCCACUGCUCUGAAGCACCAGAUCGAGAACCUCUUCAGAGACCAAGCCCACACGAAGAAGCCGACCGCGAUCUUCAGUCCUCCACACGUCAAUCCGUUUAAGACACUACCAAAGGAUGUUCCCGCGCGAGACAAGGGUAGGAACGAUCGCGCUACUUCCGGCAAUUACGGCAACCAAGGUGGAUAUAACAACAGAGGCGGAUACAACAACAACCGUGGCAACUUUAACAGAGGAGGCAUGGGCUACCAAAAUAACCGUAACUUCUCUCCUGCUGGUGGUAACAUGGGCGGCAACAUGGGAGGCUACGGGGCUCAAGCACCAAUGGGCAACUUCGGCAACCCUAUGGGCGGUAUGAACAACUUCGGAGGCGGCUUCAACCGCGGUGGUAUGAUGGGCGGUAACAUGCGUGGUGGUAUGGGCAAUCGUGGUCGUGGCGGCAACAUGGGCAUGAACCCUAUGGGCGGAAACCCCAUGGGUGGCAUGAACAUGCCUAUGGGCGGUAACAUGAUGGGCAUGGGAGCCAACAUGAUGGGUAUGGGUGGUGGCAACAUGGGCAUGAUGGGAGGAAUGGGAGGUGGCUUCGGCGGCAAUCCAGCAUUCAACCCAGGAUUCUUCCAAGGCAACCAAGGCAGCAACGAUGGCAGCUGGCAGAACCCGCACGGUGCCAAGAGGCCCCGCCCCGACGCCUUUGCUGUCGCUCAAUCGACGAACGGCACUGGCGUAAAGUGCCCUUCGAGUUCAAAGUUCGCGUCAAUCUCAGCCGGCACUUUCUUCGAAAAGCUGAACCCGGGGUGGAAUGUUGGCAACACGCUCGAUGCCGUGGAGACUGAAGGCAGCUGGAACAACCCACCUGUUGUAGGAAGCACAUUCGAUGAUGCGAAAAGAGCUGGGUUCAAGAGCAUUCGAAUUCCCAUCACCUGGGCGUACCACUUCACCUCUCAAUCACCAGACUGGACCGUCGAUCCUGUGUGGCUGCAACGUGUAUCGGACGUCGUAGACAUGGUCACAGACCGCGGAUUGUACGCCAUUGUCAACGUUCACCACGAUUCUUGGACUUGGGCCGAUUUGACAGUAGCGAACACGAAUGUCACGGCUGUUGAAGAGAGGCUUGGGAAGCUUUGGGAGCAGAUUGGCAAGAAGCUGGCUUGCAAGAGCGAAAAGGUUGCUUUCGAGACAAUCAACGAAAUUCCAGGAACUACGGCUGAGCAUGGCGCUGAGGUCAACAGGCUGAACGACAUCUUCCUCAAGGCUAUCAAUGAUGCUGGGGGUCACAAUCCGAAGCGCGUUGUUACGCUCGUUGGCGCUGGUGAAGAUGGAGCGAAGACGUCACAGUGGUUUAAGAAGCCUGAUCCGAAGUUUAAGAAUCCUUGGGGCAUUCAGUAUCACUACUACUCACCGUACGACUACGUUUUCCAGGCCUGGGGCAAAACCACGUGGGGCUCUGACGCCGACAAAGCUGCUCUUGAAGCCGACCUCGCCGCCGUCCGUGGAAACUUCACCGAUAUCCCUCUGGUCAUCGGUGAGUGGGCUGUAUCGCCCGUCGCCACUGAGACUGCAGCGCGCUGGCGAUACUUCGACUUCUUCCUCCGCACAGCAGCAAAAUACAACACUUCGACCAUCCUCUGGGACAACGGAGCCGACUUCCUUGAUCGCGCAACACACGUUUGGCGCGACGAGGUAGCCUUGGACAUCUACCGCAACGCAGUAAAAGGCAUCCCGAAUGCGCUUCCGGAUAGUACUACAGACGGCUCUGCAACGCAGACGAGUUCUGCGCACAUCUACCACCGCAAGAACGAGACUGUAGGAGACGCCACGUUGGGCUUCAUGUUCAACGGAAACACACUCAGUAAGAUUAGCAAAGGAAGCAGACAGCUAGCCAAAGGCAAGGACUACACCGUAUCAGGCGAGAAGAUCACCUUCGCAGCUGCAUACCUCAAAUCGAUCAUCACGCCUACCUCGCCCACCGGCAGUCUAGCAAACCUAACAUUGACUUUCAACCGCGGCGCCGCUCUGCAAAUUAACAUCCUCCAGUACACCACACCAGUCCUAUCCAGCAAAUCCGGGUCCUUACCAGCAGCCGGUCAGGACUUGCUCAUCCCGAUUACAUGGUCUGGCCAGAACAGGCCUGCGGCUGUCAAAGCUACCAAAGCCGAUGGAACGUAUCUGGUGGAUGACUGGACGCAGUACCUACCUGUGCUACAGCAGGGUCGGGCGACGUACGGUAACCAUUGGGACUGGACUGCGCAAGGUGUUGUUAUCAAGGCAGCGGCUUUGGAUGCUGUUAGGGCGGCGGGUCAGGCUGCGACGUUCAUGAUUGAGUUUUAUCCCCGGGAACCGGGGAAUGCGGUGGAGUACACUGUUACUGUUUGA